This is a messenger RNA of Alosa sapidissima (American shad), 1111 nucleotides long. It is a transcript of the gene upk1a, whose product is annotated as uroplakin 1a. Gene Ontology annotation, cellular component: membrane. The record is from RefSeq and is a predicted model, not a curated record. The transcript is spliced from 8 exons. NCBI's taxonomy places the organism in Eukaryota, Metazoa, Chordata, Actinopteri, Clupeiformes, Clupeidae. Bases 230 to 979 code for a protein of 249 amino acids.
ACAACUUGUUGUUAAAAAAAGGCCACUAUGCAUACUUUUGUCGAUAUUCUUUUUUCCCCUCUGACUGAAAGGAUGGGGACACUGACGUCACCACAGCUUCACUUCACUGGAGCAAGUCCCUGCAAGAAGUGAGUGUAACGGGAGCGACAGGUGCGGUCCCGGGGAGUUGUGUGAGCAGCCUACUUUGUCCAUAGACAGCAGGAGCAGUUGAGGUUCACACAUUAUCACCAUGGCGGAUGGAGGAACUUGUUUCAUGAUCUUUCUCAUUCUUCUAAAUACGUUUGGGGCAGCAGCAAGCCUGGCUCUUUUUGCCCUGGCCAUUUGGGUGGCAGUGGAUGGAUAUGAGUUGUAUCCCAUAUCAGGGGUCUCUGGAAAGGACGAUAUUUUUGCCGGAGCUUGGAUAGCAAUUUUCACGGGCUUCGCUUUCUUCUGCACUACUGUCUUUGGCAUCUUGGCCGUAGUGAAGAACAGCCGUCUACUCGUCCUGCUGUACCUGAUAUUGAUGUUUAUAAUCUUCAUCUUUGAAUGUGCAUCCUGCAUCACAGCAGCAACCCACAGAGACUAUCUGGUGGGCAACAGCAACCUAGUGAAGAAACAGAUGCUGAAAUAUUACGCUGAUGACAGUUUUGCAGGACAACAGAUCACAGUGACCUGGAACAGGAUGAUGCGUGAGGUUGAAUGCUGUGGAGCAGACCGUCCACAGGAUUGGAUAGAUUAUAAUUCCACAUUUAGGAUGACAUACGGCACGACGUACCCAUGGCCCCAGCAGUGCUGCAAGAGACUCAGCAGUUUUGAGGUGGCAGACGUGGAGGGCUGCAAGGCAGGGCUGGCCAGCACCCUCUUCACCAAGGGCUGUUUUGAUCACAUUGAGUCGGUGUUUAGUCGGUACACCUGGGCUGUGAGCUGGUACGGCUUCUCGGUCCUCAUGUUCAUGUUCUGGUUAAUGCUGCUGACCAUGGGGUACUAUCUAAAGAUUUGAAGAAGAGGGAUUUCUUCUGCAACCACAGCACAUCAGAUGGUUUCUAUAUACCGGCAUACUACGCAAGGAACACAUAUCUUCAUCUGUAUAUCUCUUGUUAUGGUAUUUGUAUUUUACAUUUCUUUUGAAAAA